AUGUCUCAAGAAGCGGACGGGGGUCAGUGGAGGGUCAAACGUAGAAAACUCGAAUCAGAUGACAACCGAGAGGGUUUGCAGAGCUUCCGGUAUGGCCAGUAUGGCCAGGUUGUGUCCGGAGCUCUGAAGAUGGAAUUGGCUAGCUGUGACGGAGGCACUUAUGAAACCGACGGUGAAAGCACAUGGCCGGAGAACGUCCUUCGCAACGACUCGUCUGUUUACUGUACAAAAUCAGACCGGUGUAAUCUGAUCUUGAAGCAUCGUGGAGAGACCCCGUUCUGCUUGAAGAAGAUUGUGAUCAAGGCUCCCAAGUCUGGCUACGAUGCUCCCCCAGUACCAGAUUCAGUAUACAUCUUCUCGACGAAACCGGCGAAAUCGUCGGACCGAAAUGCAGCUUCCCAGGAAUAUCUGAAUGCGCACCGGCAUCCCCUACAAUCUCUGACUGGUCGGGACUCUUAUUCAGAGUCGGAUACCGAUAUCAGUGACCCCACAGGGCUAAAUGCUGGCGCCAUUCCUGACCCGAUGUCGGGGUUUCGGAUUGUAACAGACUAUGAUGAGCGUUCUGAGGACGGUCACGACGGUGAUCAGAGAUAUGUGAACGACCUACCACCUCUUGCGGAUGUCGAGAGACUACAGAUGGACCAGAUGGAGGACGAUUUCCUUUGCUCGGACAGUGAUGAUAGCGAUAGCGAUGAAGAUACAUCCGAGUUAAAUACGUACAACCGUCGACGCCGUGAGCUACUCAGGCGCGUGACAUCCAUGCGUCGCCGAUACGCCAUGGAAAGAAAUGGGCAGCCAAGACGACGUCCGAUCCCCAGUAUUAUUCAACCUAUACCACAGUCCUCCCCCUCGGGUCCAAACGCCGGAUCCGAUGCCCAGAAUCCUAAUCUAGAAUUGUUGAAACCCCACGCUCGUUUCUUCAUUGAACGAACCAAGAGCAUGGUCAGCAUUACAUUCGAUCCACCUCCUUCUGGGCGAUACAUCCUGAUCAAGCUAUGGAGCCCUCACAACGGAGGCAACAUUGAUAUACAGAGCAUCAUAGCACAUGGCUACGCUGGGCCAAGAUUCUUCCCUGCCGGAGGCUUCAGAUAGAUAAGCCUCAUGAGCUCUUAUCUAUGACGGAAUGCUAGGCUACCGAAGCAUUA
This is a messenger RNA of Aspergillus nomiae NRRL 13137, 1145 nucleotides long. RefSeq lists its product as uncharacterized. The record is from RefSeq and is a predicted model, not a curated record. The transcript is spliced from 3 exons. Lineage: Eukaryota; Fungi; Ascomycota; Eurotiomycetes; Eurotiales; Aspergillaceae. The coding region runs from base 1 to 1092 and encodes 363 amino acids.